AGCGAGGUCAGGGGAGGGAGCGUGCCCCUCUGACCCCCACCGCUCGCCAGAGGUUGUGUUUGCCCUGGCUCCAGGGUUAAAGGCCCUGGCUUGUGUCAACAAUCAGACCUCAGUAUGGCCCACUGGCGACCGUGUGUUGCUGGCGCACUGUGACCAAGGCAUCUGGGAACAUGACAACACCACCUGCAACCAGUCUUCAGAUGGUAAGCCGCUGCCUGUGUGUGAUGCGACGAAGAUCCCGACCCCCAACAACACUAACGCUACACUCAACUUGAGUGACUCCCAGCACUUGUAUGCUGUGUACUACCAGUGUGUGGAACCCAUGUCCUGGCUCUCAGGCCAGUCUGGCAGGAUCACACAGUGUAUCAACGGAAACUGGACACCUAUCUUCGAUAUCUGUGAUUAUGGUUGUCCUCUGUGUCGAGACUGUGGUGACAUUGCCAUGAUGGGGUUUACACAGACUGGAGUAUAUAGGGUAGUGCCUAGCGGCAACUACUUUGAUCCUAGCAUUCAGGUGUGGUGUGAUCUGAACAACACACUUGUUGAUGGAGGGAGCGGCUGGACCACCGUGCUAAGGCAGUACGCUAACCAGGCCACCUUCAAUCUGCCACUGAUAAAUUACACGACUCCCAUAGGCAACCCGAACCUCAGCGCUACUGCACAGCCAACCAGCUACUUCAUAGGUAAAAGGGACCAACGAGACCAAUAUCCUAAAAUACACAAGCACGUUAAGAUCAAGCAAGUCAGGUGGUGCUUUAAAGUUAUCAACUUGGGAAGCUUGAAGCUGAUAAGUUAUCAACUUGGGAAGCUUGAAGCUGAUAAGUUAUCAACUUGA
This is a messenger RNA of Cherax quadricarinatus, 835 nucleotides long. Lineage: Eukaryota; Metazoa; Arthropoda; Malacostraca; Decapoda; Parastacidae. The record is from RefSeq and is a predicted model, not a curated record.